Molecule: messenger RNA, 612 nt
Organism: Durusdinium trenchii
Lineage: Eukaryota; Dinophyceae; Suessiales; Symbiodiniaceae
Source: the annotation of a GenBank genome assembly
GUGAGAAGGGUUUCGAAUGGAGGACAGCUGUGGCAUUGUUCGAGGAGAUGACGUCCCGUGAGAUGGAGCCUGACAGCUUCGCCUACAAUGCCUUGAUUUCUUCUUUGGACCGCUGUGAGCAAUGGGUCCUGGCGCUCGUGUGGUUGGACUUGGCCAAGGCCAGGCAUCAGGCAGACGAGGCGACACUGAAUGCCUCUCUCAAAGCGUUGGCGACGGCUACCCGCUGGGAGCAGCUUCUACAGCUUUUCUGGGAUGAGUCCCAGACGAAGCUGUGGCACAACUUGGACAGCUUUCAAACCGCACUCUUGGCUUGUUAUCGAGCUGGUGCAGCAGAGGCUUGGGGGCUGUGUCUUCAGCUCCUCGACACCAUGUGGGAGCAACAGCUUCAUCCCUCCGCCUCCGAGUAUGCCUGUGUGGCACGUGCAUGUGGUCGAGGCAGCCAGUGGCUGAAAGCCUUACACCUACGAGGUCUUGAGCUUUUGGAGCAGUCGCGUCCAUCGAUGUCUAAUGCCAUGACUUGGGCCUCCGAGGCGCCCCGAGGGGGGGGGGGGAAGACUUGUCCGGCGAGGCGCGUGAGGGUUUUUAGAUCCGAGGCAAUUAAGGCCAGGACCU